This is a messenger RNA of Misgurnus anguillicaudatus (oriental weatherfish), 1265 nucleotides long. Its product is annotated as free fatty acid receptor 3. Gene Ontology annotation, cellular component: plasma membrane. Gene Ontology annotation, biological process: cellular response to fatty acid; G protein-coupled receptor signaling pathway. Gene Ontology annotation, molecular function: G protein-coupled receptor activity. The record is from RefSeq and is a predicted model, not a curated record. NCBI's taxonomy places the organism in Eukaryota, Metazoa, Chordata, Actinopteri, Cypriniformes, Cobitidae.
CUCAGUAUAGUUUGCCCAAACUUGUUGAGAUCAGAAGAGAAAAUUCCUCAUGUAGUAAGAAGUUGGCCAAGGGUGGUCAAAUGACUUGGACAGUGACUCUCAGUAAUCUGGUGUUAGGAGUCUAUGGAUUCACUCUCAUCACAGGUCUUCCUGCCAACUUCUUGGCUUUUUACGCCUUCUGCCAGAAGAUUCGCACCGGAUCCACCCCUAUAGUUAUCCUCCUACUUAGUUUAACUAUUUCAGACCUGAUCUUCCUCUGCUUUCUGCCGUUUCGCAUGGUAGAGGCGGUAAACAUGAAGUGGACGCUGCCGUACUUCCUCUGUCCGUUGACGGGUUUUAUCUACUACUCCACCAUCUACAACAGCACCCUUCAUCUGACGGCCAUCAGCGUCGAGCGCUACCUGGGUGUGGCCUUCCCCAUAAAAUACAAGUUAAAAAGCAAUCCCAGAAAUGCAGUGAUAGCCGUCGUUUUUUUCUGGUUGAUUUCCUUUGCGCAGUGCAGUAUCAUCUAUAUCACAUACUACCGCUAUACUUCAAAUCAGAACUUCACCAAUCCAUCUGAUAGGAACAGCUGCCAAGAGGAAUUCAGCGACAUACAGCUGAAGAUUUCCGUGCCGUAUCGUCUGGAGAUUUUUGUUGUGCUUCUCUGUGCACCGUUUCUCAUCUGCUGCUUCUGCUACAUCAAGUUUAUCCACAUCCUCUCCAAUCUACCAGAUAUGAACGCCAAGAUGAGAAAGAGAGCCAUCGGGAUGGCUGUGGUAACACUGCUGGUCUUUAUUAUCUGCUUCAUACCCUUCAACAUAUUUCUUGUUGAGGGUUAUGAUGGCAGCGACAGCACCGAAUGGAGGCUGUGUACUCUGGUCCCCUGUACACUAAACGCAUGUCUCGAUCCUUUCAUAUUCUACCUUUCUUCUUCAGCGUUCAGAGAGACUUUCAAGAGCGCCUUGCGAGAGCUGACAAGCCGCAUGACCAUGCUUUCGUGCCAACCAGCUUCUUCUGUCUGUUGUUUAAAGGUGGGACAGCAAAGUAGAGAACAGAGAGAUCACAUCCCAAUGACAUAAUAACAAUAUUUGUGAUGCAGGAUUGGGAGAAUCUCUAAGGAUUAAAAGCGCACCGGUGCUUUGACCGAAGUUACAAUAUUAGUAUUUAGACCAGUCGAGAUGCUCAAGCGGAUGCUGAAUGCAAAACAUUUGCACAUUCUGUAUUUAUGUAAUCAUGUGUAACAUUUCUUUGCUAUUUCUUAUUAAUAAAGGAAAACUAUUUUA